AUGUCACAAUCGACCCCAAACCCCGACGAUCCCUCAUCCGAAUCCCUCUCAUUGUCCGCUUCGAUAUUCUACUCCUCUAUCGAUUCCUGGAUACCAUCCAACUUCGGGACCUCCAGUUCCUCCCAGUCUAAAAAAGACGAGGGGUUGACGAACCUGCUAAGACCAGAUAUAAGGGGACAGACCGAAGAUCGGCUAGGUCUAGGACAUCCAUUAUUGGACAACCCCAGUGCUAGUAGGCAAAUACAGCGGAAUGGGUUAGUCGGGCUGAGUAAGAAGUUGAAUUUAGAGAAGAAAAAAGGUAAAGAAAAGCAGGAGGUGAAUGGUAAAGGAGCUCGUUACGAAGACGACGAGGAUGAAGAUGAGGAAGAAUCGAAGUUCAAAUUAUCAAAUCAGAAUAAAAAGAAGGUGAAUGCGGUGGAUUCAUUUAGUACAGGAAAGGGGAAGAAGAAGAAAGAUCCUUUCUCCAUUGGAAAUAACAACAACACUGUGCUACAUCCUGCCAUCCUGGCUCAGCAGCUGAACAAUAGGAAUAACCCGGAGGAAGAUGAAGAUGAAAGGGAAGAAGAGGAUGAACCAUCUUUCCCACUCCCAUCUAGGCAUACCACCCCCGUACAGAUCCCACCGACGUCCUCACCCCGCGGAUCAGGGAUAUUCCCAUACGAUGGACCUAGACCAUUCGGAUCGCCAGUAAAGUCGAAAAAUUCCAAACGAUCAAUAGAAGAUGACGAUGGUGAACAAGGCGAGAAGGACGAGUCAAAUGGACAGGUCAAUCAGGCUUAUGAUCAACUCAAGGCGAAUGAAUCUGGAUCUCAGGAAUCACCGGUCAAGUCAAAGUCAGCAAUGAGGAGGGAGAAAAGGAAACGAGCGAAAUUAAACAAUUCGUCAAAGGAAUGA
This is a messenger RNA of Kwoniella mangroviensis CBS 8507, 894 nucleotides long. RefSeq lists its product as uncharacterized. The transcript has a single exon. The record is from RefSeq and is a predicted model, not a curated record. Lineage: Eukaryota; Fungi; Basidiomycota; Tremellomycetes; Tremellales; Cryptococcaceae. The coding region runs from base 1 to 894 and encodes 297 amino acids.